AUGGCAAGCGGAAUCGGUGCUUCCAGCCAUAGCCCAAAGAAGGCAAAAACUGAAUACGGUGAUUCCAGGAAAUUCGGUCGAUUCACUGUCGCGACUCCGUCGAAGAUAAUAAAGGUGCUUAUCGUGGAGGAUGAUGACACUCUCCGGGCAUUGCAAAAGAUGAUCAUAGACAGCCUAGACAUGCCGGUGGCAGUUCAUGAAGCAGCAGAUGGAAGGGAGGCAGUAGACAUGUGUCGUGCCACACCUUUCGAUGCCAUCUUUAUGGACUUAGGAAUGCCGGUUAUGAAUGGAAUCGAGGCAACGAAGGCACUACGAGACAUGGGUUCCAGGAGCACAAUUAUCGGGAUGGUUUCCGGUACGGUCAACAACGACGAGCUUGUGAGAGCAUUUGAGGAAGCGGGCCUGAAUGAAUGCUACAGGUUGCCGAUGAGUGCUAAUGAUUUCAGAUCCAUCCUUCAGAGGGUGUGGAAUGAGAUCUGA
Molecule: messenger RNA, 480 nt
Organism: Punica granatum (pomegranate)
Lineage: Eukaryota; Viridiplantae; Streptophyta; Magnoliopsida; Myrtales; Lythraceae
Source: RefSeq, a predicted model, not a curated record